GGGAUGGGGAGGGGGUUGCUGUUGGAAGUUCUGGUCACUGGCUGCAGACAGUUCUGCUGAAGAGCCCCUAGCCUCCAUUCUCCUCAACCUCUAUGAUGUCACAUUGGAGCUUCUUUCCUUCCACCCUGGGCUGUGGCUUCCGAGGCUGCUGUGGCCAUGGGGCUCCUGGAGCCAGCUGGGGCGAGGGAGCCUGGUGACUCUGAUCUCCCCUGGGGGUGCAGGAGGUCCAGCCAUGCCAGUCUUGAAGGAUGCCAUGCCCCUCAUGAAGGAGCCCCAUCCCCUGCCUCAGGCCCCGCUUCCCUGGAUCCUCCCAAGCCUGUUUGCUGCCUUCAAUGUGGUGCUGCUGGUAGUUUUCAGUGGCCUUUUCUUUGCGUUCCCUUGCAGGUGGCUGGCCCAGAAUGGGGAGUGGGCUUUUCCUCUUGUCACAGGCCUCCUCUGUGUCCUCACCUUCUUCAGUCUCGUUUCACUCAAUUUCUCAGACCCGGGCAUCUUGCAUCAAGGCUCCAAUGAACAGGGCCCCAUGAUGGUGCAUGUGGUGUGGGUGAACCAGAGGGCCUUCCGUCUGCAAUGGUGCCAAAAGUGCUGCUUCCACCGCCCGCCCCGGACCUACCACUGUCCCUGGUGCAACAUCUGUGUGGAAGACUUUGACCACCACUGCAAAUGGGUUAAUAACUGCAUCGGUCACCGCAACUUCCGCUUCUUCAUGCUGCUCGUCCUGUCCUUGUGCCUCUACUCGGGUGCCCUGCUGGUGACCUGCCUGAUCUUCCUGGUGCGCACAACCCACCUGCCCUUCUCCAUGGACAAGGCCAUGGCCAUCCUGGUGACCGUACCCGCCGCCGGCUUCCUGGUGCCACUCUUCCUGCUGCUGCUGAUCCAGGCCAUGUCGGUGAGCGCGGCCCAGCGCUCCUGCGAGGGUAAGUGCCGAUACCUGCAGGGAUACAACCCCUUCGACCACGGCUGUGCCAGCAACUGGUAUUUAACAAUUUGUGCACCGCUGGGACCCAAGUACAUGGCUGAAGCUGUCUGGCUGCAGAGAGUGGCGGGGUCUGACUGGGUGCCCAUGCAGAACCUGCACUUCCCAGUGUGCCCCUCGGUGCUCAGUCCCCCAGCCCUCCCAGAGCCUGGCUCUGGCCCCCAGCCCCAAUCUCUGAGUCUCCACAAACCAGGGAAGGUUCCCUCAGGGAGAGGCUCUAGCCCUCCAGGAGGUUCAGAACUGCUACAUUAGGAGGUGAUGAUGGGCACUAACCACGCUGCUUCCUGCCACCCUCGUUGCCAGGCGAGCUCAGGAUGUGGUGAAGGUGAGAGGAAGGCAUGUCAGCAGAGGACCAGGUGAACACCUCAGGGUCCCAUGGAGGUUUGUGUGCCUGUAUGUGUAUUGUGGGGGUGGCAGGAGUUCAUCCUUUGGGGGUGCCAGCCCAGCCUGGAGAGGUGGGUGACCCACAAUGCAGGACGUAACUUCAGUUCUCUAUAUGCUGAGUGCCUCUCGCUGCUGCCCUUCCUUCUUCCUCCUCCCUGGAAUGUCCAUGGCGGCUUUGGGCCCUGUCCACCCCCAGCUUUACCCCUGGCUCUGGCUCUGGCUCUGGCUCUCUGGGCCCCUGAACAGUCUUGCUCAACCCCAAGGACUACAGCUCUUUCUUGCCCCCUUUGCCCUGGUCUCAUGGACUCCCCAUGCCAAGCGCUCUCAGUGUUCAAGCCUUUUCUCAGCUCUCACCCCUGCUUAACUCAGAGUUAACCUUGGGUUCUGGGAGGGUUGCAGGGUACUCACUGGCAUACAGAAAGGCAGCCUAGUUUUGGCCUUGUUGUAAAUGGCUUCGGUGGCCACAUUUAAAAGUCUUAGGGCCAGCAUUUACAAAUAAAGGUGAAGCAGUCGUAUCUGUCUGGGAAGCCUGCAGUCCAGGGGUGCCUGGGGAGGGGAAGAGGGCAUGAGGCCUUUUGAGCCCCCAACCCCAGGGGUGUAUGUAGUGUAUGUGUUCAUCACCUGUCUGGGUGGUUUCAGAGGGCACAGCUCAGCCCUGGCUGCCCAGCAGUGAGGAGAGUUGCAGGCCUGCUCCCAGAUGGGAGUCCUCUGAGCCUGGGCCAGAGAAGAAGAGAGCCCAGGAAUCCUGAGCCAAGGCCUGGAUAUUCAGGGAACUGGCUGAGUACCCAGGUGGUGCCUGCCUGGAGCCCCAGCUCUGCCGGGGCCUAAGAAAGCCAGGCCCCAGGGUCUGGAAGGCCUAGUCCUGCUCUGCUGCAUGGCCUGUUUCUCUGCUGCCCUGCCUGGUUCAGAGCCUGGCGACUGGUCAUUAGGACUGAACCUCCUGGGUCACUGCCCCCAGCUGUACAGGGGACUCACCCCCUCUCCAACAGGGCUUUCCAAGUCUUUAUAAAAAAUUUGUUAAUGUUUAUUUUUGAGAGAGACAGAGCAUGAGUUGGGGAGGGACAGAGAGAGAGAGGGACACAGAAUCUGAAGCAGGCUUCAGGCUCUGAGCUGUCAGCCCAGAGCCAGAUGCGGGGCCCGAAUUCAUAGGCUGUAAGAUCAUGACCUGGGCUGAAGUUGGAUGCUUAACCAACUGAGCCACCCAGGCGCCCCAGGGCCUUCCAAGUCUUAAGCUAGGUGUGAGUCAUCUCCCCAAAAGCCUGGGCCUCGGUUUCCCCAUUAGGCAAGGGCAUAACUUUUCUUAGGUUCUCAAAGGCAGCCAUGACUCCUCUGCUCCGGGGCAUAGAUUUUGGGUCUCUCUUGUCCAUCCCAAACUGAGGUUUUUAGGAUUUCUUUAGAAAGCCCUUUAGAUCAGGUUCUUCUGCUCCUCAAAGGGUAAGUGGACCUAGAUUGCCCCUUCCUGUGACUCCGCCCACAACCAUCCCCUAACCCUUAGACCCACCCUCAGAGAUUCUUUCCUUCCAGACUAAAAGCUUCAGCUGAGCUGCACUCACCUUGCCUCUGUGCUCCCUCCCCACUUCUGCUGAACCUGCCCUUGAUUCUCAGAUACACCCCUUGGAGCCCUUGGCCCACUGAUAAGAGCAGGGGUAUUAUCCGAGUCCAGUUAUGGGGACAGCUCUCCCCACACCCAGAAAGCCCUGCCAUCCUUGCCUUCCCUGGACAGAAGCCAAGGAGUGACCUCUCACUCCGUAGGGCUGCCAGGUAUCCACGGGCCUGGAGCUCUUCUGAGGUCCCCAACCGUACCUGGAACCUCAUGGAGGGGUUUGGACCUGGGAUAGGGAGCCGCCCAGAAGUAGCUGUGCUUUUGUCAUUUCUAGACUUUUCCUCCAUGGGCCUGCUAGAAGGUCAGGGCAUGUGGUGUGGGAAGAGCACUGGCUUGGGUGUCCUUCAGCUCUGCCACUGACUAGAAUGCUAUGGGAAUGAGUCUCUUCCCUCUGCUCGGCCUCAGGUGCCUUGUCUGUAAAUAGGACAAUCAGCAUGGCUACCUCACAGGUGGUCACAGGAUCCCAACUCUUUCAAGCUGCGAGGGACUCAGGGGUCAUCUUCUCCAGCUGCCCCUCCACCCCCAGUUUCACAGAUGGAGAUUAGAGAGGGAAGGGAUUGCCUAAGAUGACACGGUAUCCAAGCCAGGUGGAGUUCUGUUUGCCAGGCUGCUUCUUCCAUUCUUGCUCCGGGGACCAUUCUAGAGGAGCAAGGACUUGGGCAGCCACUACAGGGCCCUGCCUUCCAGCCCCCAAGCUUCAGAGCCAGGCAGUGCCUUUCAGCAUAGUGCUUGGGGAGCCGAUAAGAAGGCCUGGCUUAACUCUGUCUCCAGCCCUGAGCUGGGAGUGAUAAUGAUGCCCAGCCCUGCCCUGCCCUGCCUGCCCCACCCAGGAGGGCACUGCCGGUGGCUUAGGGUGGGGUAGGGACUGAUGGGGCAGAGGAGUUUUGCCGCAGUGAGGGAUCAGGGCCCAGAAUCCUACUGUGUCGCAGAGCCCAGGCCCCUGGUCGAAUGACACUCCUGGGCCCCUGGCCCAGUGCCUCGUACCCAGGUGAUGCUCCCCCAGUGCCCACAUCCUACUCUUUAGUUCCUGUGUGCGGAGUGUGCAGGGCUGAAGGUUUGGCAGGCCCUGUAAUGGGUGACGAAACCUUCACUGAGCACCGCUGGGGCCUGCCCAGGGACAGGGAUUCGUAUGCGCUUUUUUAAUCCUCACAACCCUCUGAAGUUGUCAUGUUUUAGAGAUAAGGGAAUCAGCACUAAGCAAACAGGCCUCUUCCCCAGGGUCACACUUCUAAGAGGCACAGCCACAUCCCUUUUAGCCUUCACCAUUGCACUGUACUUCUAUAGGCAGUUAUAUAUAUAUUUUUAAUUUUUUUAAUGUUUACUUAUUUUUGAGAGAGAGAGAGACAGAGUGCAAGUUGGGGAGGGGCAGAGAGAGAGGGAGACACGGAAUCCAAAGCAGGCUCCAGGCUCUGAGCUGUCAGCACAGAGCCCGAUGCGGGGCUCGAACUCGUGGACUUCGAUCGAGAACAUGACCUGAGCUGAAGUCGGACGCUCGACCGAUUGAGCCACCCAGGUGCUCCAGCAGUUAUAUUUUAUUUCAGUUUGUUACAGUAGUCCCCCUUAUCCACGGGGGUAUGCUCCAAGACCCCCAGUGGAUGCCUAAGACCGGGGUACUCCUGAGCCCUAUAUAUCCGAUAAUAAAGUUUCAUUUAUACAAUAGGCACAAUAAGAUUCACAACAACAACUAAAAGUAAGCUGGAACAAUGAUAACAAAACACCAUCAUAAAAAUUAUGUGAAUGUGGUCUUUCUCUCAAAAGCUCUUGCUGGACUGUACUCACCCUUGUGGUGGUGAUGUGAGAUGACUAGAUGCCUACCAGAUGAGCUGUAGUGAGGACAACGGCAUCAGCACUGUGGCACAGUGUUAGGCUAGUGUGGGCCUUUUGACGACAUCUCAGAAGGAAGCUUGUCUGAUUCGAGACCGCAGAUGACCCUGUGUGAGUAACUGAAACCGUGGAUAAGGGCAGACUGCUGUUGUGGUUGAGACCUGGGCUCGGCAGCCAGACUGCCGGCUUCCCCUGUUGUGAAAGGAGAUACACCAUUGCCCCUCGUAGCGCUGUUCCGAGGGUACAUCAUGCAGGGCGUGCAAAGAGCUGGGCUCAGCACUGGCACCCUGGAGGUGCUUGAUUGAUGGCGGUGAUCAUGGCCUCCGUGUGAUAGAGGCGUUGCCCGGAGUCGGGACUUGGUGAUCUCCUGUGGCCUCAGGAUGCUGGUCACCAUGGCAACAGCAGCCUGCCUCUGCCUGGUUUGCUGUGGGUUCCCUAAUGGCCAGGCUGCAGAGGUGAAGGGUGCUGCUUCAGAGGGGAGAUUUUGUGGUCAUGUUUUAGAGAAAAGCAACCAAUGUCAGUGUCUCUGGGCUGAAGGAGAAUGGAGGGGUGGCCUGAGAGUCUUCAAGGGAACAGCAGGAUGACCACCCAAAGGCUCUGCCCUCCCGCAUGGUGACAGAGUUUCCUGUUAAGAAAACACAUUGUUGCUUCUAUUUUGGGGCUGGAUAGUGUCCUAGGCUGAAGGAGGUCAAAGCCGUGGUCAUCUGAACCCUGUGUUUGAGCUGUGCUCGGAGCUCCUGCCUGCUCUCCCCUCUCCCUGUGGCCAGUCCUUCCCUCACCUCAGUCUUUGCUCCCCACUUCUCACCUCCCCCACCCAGCCUCGCUUCACCACCAUUCCCAACCCCCAGCUGUUCCUGGACUACAGCUUCCAGGAACUCAAAGUUAACUGUCUGGCAACUUUCAAGUAAUACCUUUUAACUGUGAUUCUUGGAAGGCCCUGGGCUUGGGUGUGGAAACCCACAGAGCUCUGGGCCGGGCCAGAGGCAGGGCCUGCACAGGGCGCCUUUGUCUGUCUCCAACGGGGCUUCCUCCUCCCAGCCAGGCACACGCUUUCACAGCUUUCUGGUCAGGGCAGUUUUGCUGCUGAAAUUGGAGAUUCCCAAACUGGAAGGGUCCCUCCUGAAUAUCUAGUUUACUUCUCAGUGAGAAGAAAACCAAGGCACUAGUGGGGGAGGUUCAGCAGGGCCUUCCCCAGGUCACACACCUAAGUAGAGGCCAGACGAGACUGGGUUCCAGAACUGCUUCUGAGUCUUUCCAUCACGCCACCGUGAGCAACCAGGUGGGUCAGAGGCCUGGACUUUAAACCGGGAGGCACUCUUUCUUCUCCUGGAGGCCUAGUAGCUUGGGUCUGGUAGGCAAAAUCACAAUGACGACAAAAAUAGUAUCUCUUUGAGUGCUAACUGUGGGGUGAGUGCUUUGCGUUGUCUUUGCAUUAUCUCAUUUAAUCCUCACAAUGACUUGUGGGGAAGGUGCUGCUGUUACUUUUGUGGAUGGGACCCUGGGUAGGCCUUGGCCUCCAUCUCCCUGUCUGCAAGGACAGAAUUUUCUGGAGGCUCCCUGGGACUACUCUUACCCUGACCUACUGGAAGCCCAUGACUGUGACCAGGAAGGAGGGCCCCUGUCUGGGGACAAGCCCUGAAGUGGACAGAACUUUGUCAGGGCUUAUUGAAUGACCGAUUAGGGUCCUUUACCUGAACCUCAUCUGUCCCCUGGUAGCAGGCGAUGCAUUAGGUCACCAAGCAAGGGUACUAAUCCCUGGGCAGGACCCUUGGCCAUCUGUGCUGGAAAAGUCCUUUGCCCAGUGCUCACUAGAAAUCUGUCUGUUCCUCAGCCACUGACAGAAAUGGAAAGACUGCCCUAUCUGCCCUUUUCCUGGCCAGGAUGGUGGAACUGUGUGGAGAGGGCACAGACUGGGCAUCAGGAGAGCUGUGUUGGAAAGCAACCCCUGCUGCUUCUGGCCGUGUGGCCCGGGAAAGCCCCUAUCAUCUCAGAGCCACUGUUCCCACAUCUGUGAAAGGGACACUAAAGCUCGUGCAGAGCUUCCUCAGCGCUGUGGGGUCACGCAGUGCACCAUGGGAAGACACUGACAUUCACUUCUUUGCACAGGCCACAGCUGAGUAGGUGUGGGGUUGCUGUGAACGGAGCAAUAGGAGGGUCAUACUUGGUUUCAAGUCUUUGUCUGCAUUUCCCCUUCUUGGGCCUUCUUUUCCGGCUCUGGAUUUGGAUCAUUUGGAAAUGGCCAAAGCCAAGAAUGGGCCACCUCUUUUCUUUUUUGUUUUAAUUUUUUUUUAAUGUGUAUUCAGUUUUGAGAGAGAGAGUGAGAGAGAGAGAGAGAGAGAGAGCAUGAGAAGGGGAGGGGCAAAGAGAGAGAGGGAGACACGGAAUCUGAAGCAGGCUCCAGGCUCUGAGCUGUCAGCACAGAGCCCGACAUGGGCCUCAAGCCCACCAACCAUGAGAUCAUGACCUGAGCCGAAGUUGGAGGCUUAACCAACUGAGCCACCCAGGCGCCCCAGGCCACCUCUUUUUAAAUCCCAAAGACUGGUCACCUUCCUUGGGUGACUUCUCAGCUCCCUCUCUUCCCCACCAAGUAUCUGUCCCUAGGGGGAUAGCUGACCGGCCUUGGGUUUGGGGCAGAGAUGUGACCCUCUCUGCUCCCAACUGGUACUACCACCUUGUCAGUUCCUCUGGAUCCCUGGCUUCAGGGUGCCCUGGAGUGGAAGCCUCUGGAAGGUCUCAAGGUCUGGCUGGACCAGGCUCAUUCUGAACCUGCAGCAGAGACUUGGGCUGCGCCCAUCUUGGCUGAGAGGCUCACUCUGCCUUGGACACAAUUCAGACCAAAGAGUAAAGGAGGUUUGUUCCUAAAGCAGAGACCAGAAGUAGGCACACAGAGGGCUCUUUGCUUUGGAGUUGAAGCUUUUAAAGAUUUGUUUUCUUUAAAUAUCCUGCUGCAGGAAAGAGAAGCCAAAAAUCAAACAUUGCUGAGACAUAAAUUUCAGGUGACUUUAAAGGCACAAGUUGUUUAGUUUCCGUCCCACCCUGUUUCUGCUCAGUAGGGUCUCGGGACGUGUCCCUGGGGUUUGGGGGUGGGUCCACACCCACCUAGCUCAUCUAUCCAGCUUCACCAGGAGGUCUCCUCAGUACCCGAUCCAGCCAGUGGGCCUCCUGACAUAUCCUGACCCCAAACUUGGUCCCAGGGAGGGUCUGUGCACAUCCAGCUCAGGAAGUGGAUGUGACUUUCCUCCAUCCUCAGCUGCUUUGGCACUGUUGAUUAUACCCUCUUUCUUGAAAACUCUCUUCAUCCUUGACCUCAGGGAUCAGACAUACUUGCUUCUCCUCCUAACUCCUGCCCUAUGACUCUCCCUCUCACCUCCUACCAGGAAAACUUCCAGGCUCUGUCCUGUUGCAGAACUCUUGCAGAACUCAUGCCCUUGCCUUCAGCAGUGCUGGGCCCUGCCAGUGCCCCAGGCUCUAGCCUUAGGUUUUUUCUUUUUUUCCAGCUUUACCAGGUUAUAAUCGACAGAUAAAAUCAUAAGGUACAUAAAGUGUACAACAUGAUAAUUCGCUAUCUCUAUACAUUGUGGAAGGAUUCUCCCCAUUGAAUUGGCCUUAAUUUUCUGAUUGAAUGAUUUCCUUGGAGUCCUACCGGAGGCUCAGGGGUCGUUCCAUAUCCUAGCACAGUGGGGAAAAGAGUGAAAGCAAAGACAAAACCAGCCAUUGAGUGAAAGGAGCGCUUGGGUAGCAUGAGGAAGCAGCUAAGCAGGGUGCCAGGGCCUGGAUCCGUGGGAGAGGGUGUCUGGGUGUCCCAGCCUGUUCCCAAGCCUAAUCCAAAGGGUGUCCCAAAAGAGGGGCCUUGACCAAAGAGGAGCAGGGUGGAAGGAAACCUCUGGGCAGCCUCAUUUGCCCUCUUGGUCCCCAGGGUCCCUGCUGUGGUAGGGACCACAUGGUAAGCCCCGAUAGGGAUGGGGAGGGAGGGCACUGGGUGGAGGAACUUGCAGAGGAGAAACCAAUCAAGACCUUAGUGAUGUCAUCUAGGGAGGAGCCUGAACUGGGAUAGUGGGGCUAAAAGUUCAUUCAUUCAACAAAUACUGAAUAACUACAAUGUAUCCAGGAGGUAAUGAAAUUGGAUUUAAAAAAUAAUGUGUUCGUGGAUGGCAUAUCGUUAAUUUUCAAUCUUAUAUAUGUAUUUCUGUUUUUGUUUUUUUAUUUUUUAACAUUAAAACACAUUUUUUUUUAAUGUUUAAUUUUGGGAGAGAGAGGGAGACACAGAAUCCCAAGUAGGCUCCGGGCUCUGAGCUGUCAGCACAGAGCCCGAUGCGGGGCUCGAACCCAAGAACCAUGAGAUCAUGUCCUGAGCCAAAAUCAAGAGUCAGACGCUCAACCAACUGAGCCACCCAUGUGCCCCUAUAUAUGUAUUUUUAAAAGACUGGAAGCAAGCUCAUCAGAUGCUUAUGGUGGAUGAGCAAGUGCUUCCUAGCUGGAGGUGGGGGGAGGGGGGAUUCUGACUGUCAGCCUGGGUGUUGGGACACCUGAUUUCUAGGCCCAGCACUUCCUCUGUGGGUUUGUGUGACUGCAAAAAGCCCUUCCCCUCUCUGGACCUGUUCCCUUAUCUGUGGAAUGAGGAUAUGGACCCAAAAGAUCUGUGACUCCUUCCAGUGCCGAUGUUACCUGAGAACAGGGGGGCUAUGGGCACUUUCGCUGGCUUGGCUGGGGCUGCUCUGCUC
This is a messenger RNA of Acinonyx jubatus (cheetah), 9505 nucleotides long. It is a transcript of the gene ZDHHC19, whose product is annotated as zinc finger DHHC-type palmitoyltransferase 19. Bases 233 to 1225 code for a protein of 330 amino acids. Gene Ontology annotation, biological process: peptidyl-L-cysteine S-palmitoylation; protein targeting to membrane. Gene Ontology annotation, molecular function: protein-cysteine S-palmitoyltransferase activity. The record is from RefSeq and is a predicted model, not a curated record. Gene Ontology annotation, cellular component: endoplasmic reticulum; Golgi apparatus. NCBI's taxonomy places the organism in Eukaryota, Metazoa, Chordata, Mammalia, Carnivora, Felidae. The transcript has 8 exons.